AUUCCCUUGCCAUUAAUAAACACAUCAAUCCACCUUAAUUUCUAGUUCUUCCAUAAGCUCCCGUCGCAGUCGCGACCGCCACCAAAAGACUAGGCAUAUUGAUUCAAGAUCAGUGCAUGCAUAUGUUAUGGAGUUUCUGAAGCAAGCCAAGGUGGUACGCUUCCGAAGCCACCAUAACAAAUACCUCUUGGCCGCUGACGAUGAAGUCUCCGUUUGGCAGAACCGCGACGGCACGGUGAAGAACGCAAGGUGGACGGUGGAGUUGAUCAGCCAAAAUUCGAACACGUUACGAUUGAAGAGCUGUUUUGGGAAAUACUUAACAGCCUUAAGCACGCCAUACCUUCUGGGAAUCAAAAGCAAGAAGGUAUUGCAAACCCUACCGAGGACAUUGGAUUCAAUAGUGGAAUGGGAGCCUGUGAGCGUGGCAGAAGGAUACAAGGUGAAGCUGAAGACAGCCAACGGGCAAUACUUGCGUGCAAAUGGGUGUAGCUUACCGCCGUGGAAAGACUCCAUCUCGCACGACAAUCCUAACUGGAGAAGUACAACAAAAGAUUGGAUUUUGUGGAAUGUGGAUGUUGUGGAGAUUCGUCUGGAUGAUCAACAACAACAAGAACAACAAGAACGACAACGACAACGAGAACAAACAAAUAUUAAUAGUGACCAUAACGCUAGGAGUACUGGUGGUGAUGAUGAUCAUGAUCAAACAGAGCCCGGAUCUCCACUGGAGAUUGAUCUUACAUUGCCCAAACAGAAUUCACCUUCAUCUAAGAAAAAAAAUUAGCAUGCUUGAUGUUGGAAUUUGCCACCUUAUGAUCUCGAGAUCUUAAUGUAACUCGUAAUCGAAAAAAGAAAAAGAAAAGAUCUUUGUGUAACUUGGUAACCUGUAUUUUGGUCAGACCAUAUUUUUCUAUACAACUGACUCAAUUUCUUAUUCUAUUUAGCAA
This is a messenger RNA of Prunus mume (Japanese apricot), 944 nucleotides long. RefSeq lists its product as uncharacterized. NCBI's taxonomy places the organism in Eukaryota, Viridiplantae, Streptophyta, Magnoliopsida, Rosales, Rosaceae. The record is from RefSeq and is a predicted model, not a curated record.